Cordyceps militaris CM01 is the source of this 1653-nucleotide messenger RNA. Its product is annotated as geranylgeranyl pyrophosphate synthase. Gene Ontology annotation, molecular function: prenyltransferase activity. The transcript is spliced from 3 exons. Gene Ontology annotation, biological process: isoprenoid biosynthetic process. The coding region runs from base 1 to 1653 and encodes 550 amino acids. Lineage: Eukaryota; Fungi; Ascomycota; Sordariomycetes; Hypocreales; Cordycipitaceae. The record is from RefSeq and is a predicted model, not a curated record.
AUGCACGCCACACCGAAUCUCGCGGCACAUGCUAGCCGCGACGAUGCAAACGCCAACAGCGCAACGCCACUACACCUUCCGCAUCUCGGCCCUGAGCUGGCCAGCUCCAAGAAGGCAGUCUCGGACUCGGAGAGCCGAGAGCAAAAAGUGCUAGCACUCGUCCGACAAUUCUCCAGCCGCAGCGCGCGCUCCACCGAUGGGCUGAACCCCUGUGCGGCCCUGCCUGGCUCGCGUCUCGACCCCAACGGCGACAACUUUGAAGCCCACGCCCGGUGCCAGGCCCUGCUGCUGAUGCUUACCGAGUACGCCAAGGCACGCUCUCUACGUAUAGCGCGCGUGGCUUCCACCGAUCCGAAUGCUCACGUCUUGCACUGGAACGACGUUUGCUAUGAUGCCAAAAUCGGCAAGGAGAACCGCAGGGUCAGCGACGCCGAAAUUACCAAUCGACGCAAUCGAGCCCAUGGAACCGGUGGUGCUGAUUACUUCCCCGGUAUCGAUUGUUUCAAGGAAUCCACUGAGAUGUACGAUGCCAAUUGCUUCAGCCACAGCGACAGCAGCAGCAUCGCUACCAGCGUGGAUAGCCUCAACGAUAGCAACAGGGACAACGUUGACCGCAUCCAUGUUGUCGACAGCGCCGAGCAAUGGGCGGAGCCUCGUAAAUCCGCGACGAAUUUAUCUGAUGCCGAAAGCCUCAAGGCCAUGGCCGUUGAUCGAAACCUGCCCGACCUGGACGACAGUGUCAUUCGGCAACCGUACCACUACCUAAGGUCACUCCCAUCAAAGGGCAUUCGUGAUCAGGCGAUUGAUGCACUCAACAAAUGGCUCGCUGUCCCCGCCCGAUCCACAGCCAGGAUCAAGAGCAUCAUUCAAAUGUUGCAUGGCGCGUCUCUCAUGCUCGAUGACAUGCAAGACGGCUCUCCGCUCCGUCGCGGCCAGCCGUCCACCCACAGCAUCUACGGCAUGGCGCAGACCAUCAACAGCGCGACCUACCAGUACAUUCAAGCCACCACUGUCGCCUCUCAGCUCUGCAAUCCCGCUUGUCUCAGAAUCUCCCUCGACGAGAUGCAGCAGCUCCACGUCGGGCAGAGCUACGACCUGCACUGGAUGGAAACGACACGCUGCCCCUCGGUGCCCGAGUACCUACGAAUGGUGGACAAGAAGACGGGCGGCAUGUUCUGCCUGCUGACUAGACUGAUGCUGGCCGAGAGCCCGACCAGGACGCACAUAACCGAGGCGGAUCUGAGCCGCUUCAGCUGUCUGAUUGGACGCUUCUUCCAGAUACGGGACGACUACCAGAACCUGACCUCGGCCGACUAUGCCCAGCAAAAGGGAUUCGCGGAGGACUUGGAUAAGGGCAAGUACUCGUUUACACUCAUUCAUUGUAUCCAGACGCUCGCUUCGCACGGCACGUUUGCGCCCGACGCCAUGCAUCUCAAUGCUCUGCUCAUGAAGCGGAGGGUCGAGGGGAAAUUGAGCAUCGAGAUGAAGCGAGAGAUUUUUGCCCUGAUGAACAAAACGAAGAGCCUGGAUCGCACGCUCAGUCUGCUGAGAAGGUUGUUUGGUGAGCUGGAAAGAGAAGUCGGUAUUUUGGAGGAGAGCUUUGGCCGAGAGAACCCUUCCCUCCGAGUCAUGCUGGAGAUGAUGAAGGUAUAG